This is a messenger RNA of Olea europaea var. sylvestris, 786 nucleotides long. RefSeq lists its product as uncharacterized. NCBI's taxonomy places the organism in Eukaryota, Viridiplantae, Streptophyta, Magnoliopsida, Lamiales, Oleaceae. The coding region runs from base 1 to 786 and encodes 261 amino acids. The record is from RefSeq and is a predicted model, not a curated record. The transcript has 3 exons. Gene Ontology annotation, molecular function: zinc ion binding; nucleic acid binding.
AUGUCUCGUGUAAACCAGAACAAAUUGAUAAGGGAUAUUCUACAAAUGAUUCAAGAUCUUGGCAAGCUGAAUCAGAACCCAACUCCAACUACACCACUAGCUCCUAUUACUCUCCCGACUCAUGCCUCGGUGGUUGAGUUAUUUCGAAGGCAUAAGCCCCCUGCCUUCGAUGGAGCAUCUAGUCCACUAGAAGUUAAGGAAUGGCUUCGUAAGCUAGAACGAAUUUUUCGACUCAUAGACUGCACCGACACCCAAAAGACUAGAACCCCGGAGCAGCAAUUGGCGUUAACAUGGGAACAAUUUAAAGAUGAAGUAAUGAACAAGUAUUUUCCUCAGUCUCUAAGAGAUUUCAAGGAAAACGAAUUCCUUCAGCUCAAACAAGGUAAUAUGUCCCUGAUUGAUUACAAACGAAAGUUCGAUCAACUCUCAAAAUAUACUCCACACCUGAAGGCUAAUGCGGAGCAACACCGUCAAUUGUACAACCAGCAAGAUAGAGGGCAUAUUGGAAAGAUGAAGUGGAAUGGUCAAGACAAAGGAAAGGGCAAAUGGCAAAAUAAGAAGGCUAACAUCGGAUCUAGUGCCAGCAAGGCCAUAGUAGCUACAGUUACGCCUUGUCUAAAGUGUGGUAAACCUCAUUGUGGUAAAUGCUUAUAUGGGAAGAAUGCCUGUUUUCGGUGCAGUAAGCCAAGACAUAUUGCUAAGGAUUGUCCUAUGUUCACUCAAAAGAAGGAUGAUAACAGUGAUCAAAACAAAAAGGGAAAAGCACAAGUCUUUACACUGACUUAG